Molecule: messenger RNA, 743 nt
Organism: Halteromyces radiatus
Lineage: Eukaryota; Fungi; Mucoromycota; Mucoromycetes; Mucorales; Cunninghamellaceae
Product: histone H3
Exons: 1
Coding region: 56-466 (136 amino acids)
Cellular component (GO): nucleosome
Molecular function (GO): DNA binding; structural constituent of chromatin; protein heterodimerization activity
Source: RefSeq, a predicted model, not a curated record
UUUUUUUUUUUUUUCUUCUUUAUUUUUAUUCACAAUAUAUAUAAAUAAAUAAAUAAUGGCUCGUACUAAGCAAACUGCUCGUAAAUCUACUGGUGGCAAGGCCCCUCGUAAACAAUUGGCUACUAAGGCUGCUCGUAAGUCUGCUCCUACUACUGGUGGUGUCAAGAAGCCUCAUCGUUAUAGACCUGGUACUGUUGCUCUCCGUGAAAUUCGUCGUUAUCAAAAAUCCACUGAAUUGUUGAUUCGCAAGUUACCUUUCCAACGUUUGGUUCGUGAAAUUGCUCAAGAUUUCAAGACUGAUUUGCGUUUCCAAUCUUCUGCUAUUGGUGCCUUACAAGAAGCCUCUGAAGCUUAUCUUGUCUCUCUCUUUGAAGAUACCAAUUUGGCUGCUAUUCACGCCAAGCGUGUCACUAUUCAACCCAAGGAUAUCCAAUUGGCUCGUCGUCUCCGUGGUGAACGUUCUUAAACAAAAUCAUCUCAUUCCUUUUUUUCAAUCAUCAUCAUCAUCAUAUCAUCAUCAUCCACGUGGAAAAAAAAAGACUAGUAUAUUUAGUAUAAAUAUUAUGAAAUAAUGAUUCAACUUUGUACAGUUUUCUCUCUCCCCCUUUUUUUUUUAUUUGUUUGCUUCAUUAUCAUUUCAUCCUUUUUUUUUUCCUUAAUCCAUUUUUAUUCCUAUAAAUAUUAUUAAAUAAAAAACGCAAUUGGCAAAAAAUAAUAUUACUAUUUUUUUUUAUUUUAUUUUA